Molecule: messenger RNA, 595 nt
Organism: Symbiodinium natans
Lineage: Eukaryota; Dinophyceae; Suessiales; Symbiodiniaceae
Source: the annotation of a GenBank genome assembly
AUGGUGGUGAUUGAGCAGGCCGACGAGGAGAAGUUCAAUCGUGGGAAGCUUCUCAACAUCGGAGCACUGUGGUGCUGCUCUCACUUUCGCGACACCGCGAAUGUCCAGAUUUGCCUACACGAUGUCGACACUGUACCCGCGCCAAUGCUGGUCCCCUUCUACUGCCACGGCCGUCCCGGCGAGUGCGUUCACCUGGGUUGGAUCAACCGUAAGUACGACUACCCGACCUUCUUUGGAGGUGUUUGCGCGAUGUCCCUCAGCGAUUUUCUCCUUGCUGGCGGCUUCCCGAACCACUUCUGGGGAUGGGGUCGCGAGGACGAUGUGCUCCACAGCCGGCUGUGCUGCCUCGCAAGGUGCCGGGUGCUGAUCCCAGAUGCAGAAGCAGGCAUGAGCUUCAUAGGUGACGCAGCAGGCGGCCCGACCCGUGCUGAGAGCGACAACCAUAUUACCAUGGCGCAUAUUCUGGGCCAGGACAAUAUCUUCGACAUCCCGGAGUUCUGUGUGGCUUCUACCCAGGAGCUUGCCGAACAGGCAACCUCAAUCUGCGUCAUGUUACACGGAAAACGCUGCGAGUACAAUGACUUGAUGGAGACAG